This is a messenger RNA of Penicillium maclennaniae, 573 nucleotides long. RefSeq lists its product as uncharacterized. The record is from RefSeq and is a predicted model, not a curated record. The transcript is spliced from 2 exons. Lineage: Eukaryota; Fungi; Ascomycota; Eurotiomycetes; Eurotiales; Aspergillaceae. The annotation marks the transcript as partial.
AUGCAGAAACAUCUUAAGAUAGCUGCGUGUUUAAAAGGCGAGCGAGGAAAGGUGAACGAGAUUACAAAGUUUCUAAAGACUGGGAGAGAGCCUUUAGACAAUACGCCUUUUUCGCAAGAAUCGUGGGAAGAAGACCUCCUCCAGUUCUUAACACUCAAUCGGCUUCCACUUCAUCUUAUUGAGCAUCCAUCAUUCCAUCGUAUCAUUUCUCGGGCUCGCUGCGCUCCAAUGCUACCAAUAAUCCCCUCUGCCGAUACAAUCCGUCGCCGACUAAGCAGCACCGUUAAAGACCGGCAAGAGAGCAUACUUCGGACACUACCAGUUGGCUCAAGGAUAUCGAUUGCACUUGAUUGCCGGACGUCUCCUUUCUCGCAGGCGUUUAUGGCAAUCACAGGCUAUUUUAUUGAUGCUGAUUGGGCAUACCGCGAGGUGCUGCUUGGAUUUAAGCCUCUUCAUGGUUCGCAUAUAGGUGCGAAUCUAAGCGGUGUGCUCCUUCAAACUCUGAUAGAGCAUAACCUUGAAGGCCGAGUCUUUGGGAUCACAACGGAUAAUGCGUCGAAUAAUAAGACAUUA